AGAAAACGACCUCCAUUUUCACGAAGGAAGUCGCGCAGUCCGUGCGAAGAAGUUGUAGGAAACCCAUUAUCCAACGACGACCGUGGAACUUUAGGCGUUCAGUUCAGCAGUACUCUAAAUCCAGCAGCAGCAAUCCGCAGAAACAACAACGAUGUCGAUGAUUUCUGCCCGUCUGGCGGCCUCCGUGGCUCGCAGCCUGCCCAGAACCGCGACCCAGGUUGCUAAGAUUGCCGUGCCGGCCGUUUCGGUUGCCGCUCGCAACUUCCACGUUUCCACUGCCAACCGUGGUGCUGAAAUCUCCGCCAUCCUCGAAGAGCGCAUCCUCGGAUCGGCCCCGAAGGCUGACCUGGAGGAAACUGGCCGUGUGCUUAGCAUCGGUGACGGUAUUGCCCGUGUGUAUGGUCUGAAGAACAUCCAGGCCGAUGAGAUGGUGGAGUUCUCCUCCGGUCUUAAGGGUAUGGCCCUUAACUUGGAGCCGGAUAACGUUGGUGUGGUCGUGUUCGGUAACGACAAGCUGAUCAAGGAAGGCGAUAUCGUCAAGCGUACCGGUGCCAUUGUCGACGUGCCGGUCGGUGAUGAAAUCUUGGGCCGCGUCGUUGAUGCCCUCGGUAACGCCAUCGACGGUAAGGGUGAAAUUAAGACGAAGCAGCGCUUCCGUGUCGGUAUCAAGGCCCCGGGCAUCAUCCCGCGUGUGUCUGUGCGCGAACCCAUGCAGACCGGUAUCAAGGCCGUCGAUUCGCUUGUCCCGAUUGGUCGUGGCCAGCGUGAGCUGAUCAUUGGUGAUCGUCAGACUGGCAAGACCGCUCUGGCUAUCGAUACCAUCAUCAACCAGAAGCGCUUCAACGACGGACAGGAUGAGUCGAAGAAGCUGUACUGUAUCUACGUCGCCAUCGGUCAGAAGCGUUCCACCGUCGCCCAGAUCGUGAAGCGUCUGACUGAUGCCGGUGCGAUGAACUACACCAUCAUCGUGUCCGCCACCGCUUCGGAUGCUGCCCCGCUGCAGUACCUGGCGCCGUACUCGGGUUGUGCCAUGGGUGAAUACUUCCGUGACAAUGGCAAGCACGCCCUGAUCAUCUACGACGAUUUGUCCAAGCAGGCCGUCGCCUACCGUCAGAUGUCGCUGUUGCUGCGUCGUCCGCCAGGUCGUGAGGCCUACCCGGGUGAUGUGUUCUAUCUGCAUUCGCGUCUGCUGGAGCGUGCGGCCAAGAUGAGCCCGACGCUCGGAGGCGGUUCGCUCACUGCCCUGCCCGUCAUCGAAACACAGGCCGGUGAUGUGUCCGCUUACAUUCCAACCAAUGUCAUCUCGAUCACGGACGGACAGAUCUUCUUGGAGACGGAAUUGUUCUACAAGGGUAUCCGACCGGCCAUUAACGUCGGUCUGUCCGUGUCGCGUGUCGGUUCCGCUGCCCAGACCAAGGCCAUGAAGCAGGUCGCCGGUUCGAUGAAGCUGGAGCUCGCCCAGUACCGUGAGGUCGCUGCGUUCGCCCAGUUCGGUUCGGAUCUGGAUGCCGCCACCCAGCAGCUGCUGAACCGUGGUGUGCGUCUGACGGAGCUGCUGAAGCAGGGACAGUAUGUGCCGAUGGCCAUCGAGGAGCAAGUUGCGGUCAUCUACUGCGGUGUGCGAGGUUACCUGGACAAGAUGGACCCGGGCAAGAUUACCAAGUUCGAGAGGGAAUUCCUGGCGCAUGUCAAGACGAACGAGAAGGCGCUGCUGCAACAGAUCGCCUCGGAGGGCAAGAUCUCGGACGAUGCCGAUGCUAAGCUUAAGUCCGUCGUCACCAGCUUCAUGUCUACCUUCUCCGCCUAAAUGGUGCUGAGUAGCGUAUAGUUCCCGGAGCAUUAAAUCGUUUUUUUGCUUUACAAAUUCCUUCUAAGAAGAGACCGAGAGGACG
Anopheles maculipalpis is the source of this 1892-nucleotide messenger RNA. RefSeq names its product ATP synthase subunit alpha, mitochondrial (gene blw). The record is from RefSeq and is a predicted model, not a curated record. The coding region runs from base 152 to 1807 and encodes 551 amino acids. NCBI's taxonomy places the organism in Eukaryota, Metazoa, Arthropoda, Insecta, Diptera, Culicidae. Gene Ontology annotation, biological process: proton motive force-driven ATP synthesis; proton transmembrane transport. Gene Ontology annotation, molecular function: ATP binding; ADP binding; proton-transporting ATP synthase activity, rotational mechanism. The transcript is spliced from 4 exons.